CACACAUAAAUAAGGCUUCUUGCAUAUGCUUACAGCAGAGAAGGAUGGCUACUGUAAUCGGUUAUCUGGAUAGUGUAUUGCCUCCCAUGAGUCUGUUUCUGAUGAUAGGUUACCAUGCAUAUCUAUGGCAAUGCUUCAAGCACAGACAGUCUCAAACUACUCUUGGCAUCGAUGCACUCAUGAGGAACUCUUGGUUUUCUCAUCUUGACAUUACACAGGCUAAUGACAAGAAGGGUAUGCUAGCAGUACAAAGUUUAAGAAACACAUUAAUGGCGACCAUACUCACAGCUACAGUUGCUAUUCUAAUAAACGGGGCAUUAGCUGCAUUGACAAAUAACUCCUACACCCAAGAUCACCUCUUCAAGAGUCCACUUUUUGGCUCACGAUCUGGUACAAUCUAUGUACUGAAGUUCGGUUCAGCAUCCAUUUGUGUGUUGCUUAGCUUCUUAUGCAGCUCCAUGGCCGUCAGAUACCUUAUCGAUGCCAGUUUCUUGAUCAAUGCUUUGGGCGAGUUCUCGUCUGUUGCAGACGCGCAACUGGUAUUAGAGCGAGGUUUUAUGCUGGCUACUGUAGGCAACAGAAUGCUUUGCGUUGCGUUUCCUAUGGUGAUAUGGUUGUUUGGUCCUAUACCGAUGGCAAUGUCAACUGUGGCACUUGUUUGGGGACUUCACGAGCUAGAUUUUGCUCCCAAGUUAGCAAUAUGUGAUGUAAAGAAACUUGAUUGUGAAUUGUGA
Messenger RNA from Tripterygium wilfordii, 734 nucleotides. RefSeq lists its product as uncharacterized. The record is from RefSeq and is a predicted model, not a curated record. NCBI's taxonomy places the organism in Eukaryota, Viridiplantae, Streptophyta, Magnoliopsida, Celastrales, Celastraceae. The transcript has 2 exons. Bases 45 to 734 code for a protein of 229 amino acids.